GUUCGAAUUCUCACAACACGCAAGCACAGCUCAGUCCCGAGGCGCAAAACAAACUGAAAAUAAAAACCAUAAAAAUCUCAGCGAUGCGUGUAUCAAGUCGUCUUUGGCAGUCAUGCCGCAUCACGCUCUUUACGCGCGAGAACUGCGGCCUCUGCACAAACGCCAAGGCCACCCUGUCCACCGUAUGGGACGAUCGGCCUUUCGUCUAUCGUGAGGUCGACAUUAUCAAGCCCGAGGCCAAGUCAUGGAGAGAUCUCUACGACUUUGACGUUCCCGUUAUUCACGUCAGCAAGGCUGAUGCGCCAGAGGAGAAUCCACAGCUUUCAUCUCGUGCCUUGAAGUUGAUGCAUCGCUUCACCCCGGACGAGGUCCAGGCCAAGAUGGAUGCCGCUGAGAAGGCCUAGAAUGUGCCAAUUCCCAGAAAUACAUUGCUUCACUGGUCGGCCAUUGAAUCUCUACCUCGUUCGAUAAUUGUUUUCAAUUCCCUCGACUUCACUCCAAUAUUGACCAUUGUCAUCCACGCUAUAUCCACCACUUAAAAUACUACAGCCAUUCCGCAAAGCAGAAACAUCUGAAGGAAGCUUAGCCUGAACAAUCUUACUGUAUUUGAUAAUUGUCUAAUUAUUAAACGAAUACGUCCUUGUAUGCAAAUACAAGUUUCACCCUUCCUACUCUACGACUUGGGACAAUGAUUCCGUCUCCGUCCCACGACAAUUCUAGCAGACAUGCCGUCUAAUAUCCACCCUUCGCUCCGGGCUUACCCUCCCCCCUCGCAACCGCAACCCUCUCCUCCAUCGUCCCCAUCAACGCCGUCAGAUCCGUCGCGACGCUGAUCAUGCCCCAGCCGGCGUCGGCGCAGGCCCUGGCCAUCUCGGGACCCGUGCAAAAGAUGCCGCUAACCACGCCGGCCCUGUCCGCCGCGACCCUGACGCUCUCCACGGCGCUGGUCAGCUCCUGGCUCAUGACGCCGUCGAGGAUCGGGUGGCCGAUGUUGUUGCCGAGGUCAAACGGCCCGACCAGGACCACGUCGACGAGCGGCGCGAUCUCGGCCACCGCCUCCAGCGCCUCCCGCGUCUCGAUCUGCACCAUGGUCAGCAGGCUCGAGUUGGCCGACUGCAGGUACGUCGUCAUGGACGGCGUGGGUGAGAAGGUCUGCAUGGCGAAGGGCGAGCCGAAGCCUCGCGUCCCCUCGGGUGGGAACUUGCACGCCGACACGAGCGUCUUGACCUCUUGCACUGUUCUGAUCAGCGGUACGAGUAUCUGUUUGAGUGUAUGUCAAGGUUAGUUGCCGACUGUAAUGGCCAUGGAAAACGAC
Messenger RNA from Pyricularia grisea, 1315 nucleotides. RefSeq lists its product as uncharacterized. The coding region runs from base 84 to 404 and encodes 106 amino acids. Lineage: Eukaryota; Fungi; Ascomycota; Sordariomycetes; Magnaporthales; Pyriculariaceae. The record is from RefSeq and is a predicted model, not a curated record. The transcript is spliced from 2 exons.